AUGGCAAGACAUAAUUCACGCUCAGCGUCUCCACUCCCACGGGAUGGGCACCGUGCUCGGUCUACGGACAAAGACAGGGACAAAGACGGAGAUAGGAAAUAUUUCAGGGAUGACUCUAAUGGCGACGAGGAGGACGGGCGGGGAUCACGGCGAAGGAAGAGUAGGAGCAGAGGCCGGGAGGAAGAGGACUCGUCGUCACGUCGUAGGAAGGACAGGAGCAGGAGCAGAAGUGUAGAUAAGGAGAGGAAGAAGCGUAAGCGAGACAAAUCUGAAGACAGGAAAGCGCGUAAAGCGGAGAAAAAAAGAGCAAGGGAGGAAGAGGAGGCUCGUCAGGUCGCCGAACUUAGUGUUUACAGCGCGACAGAUAAUCCUUUCCACGACGUCAAUCUCGGCCAACAAUUUAGGUGGCAUAAGAAGAACGAAAAGGAGAGGAAGCAGGGUCUGUCGGUCGCAGAGGCGCAAAGAAGGGAUGCCAUCCGACGGCAGGAAGCGAAGGAGGAGCUGGAGAGGCUGAACAAACGAAGGGCGGAGAGAGAAGCCGAGCAGAGGAUCAGGGAGGAGGAAGAAAUCAGAAUGCACAGGUUAGCGGAGUCCGCGCAGAUGGCUGAUUGGUUGUCGAAAGAGGAGGGCUUCCAGCUCGAACAGGAGCGAAUGAGGGCGGCCAUACGCAUCAAAGAAAAGAGAGCAAAGGCUAUCGAUUUCCUGGCCCUCAAUCUCCGAUACGUCAACCCUACUGAGGAUGAAGAAGACCAAGUGGAUGAUGAUGGCCUCGAAAUUGACCUGGACGAGCCCUACAACAUCCUUGAUAGUCUCUCUCCAGAACAAGUGGAGGAGUUACAUGACGAUAUUGAACGAUAUCUUCGAUUGGAGCAAUCCGAAGUCAACAUUGAGUUUUGGACAAACAUGAUGGUUGUCUGUAAAGACCAGCUGGAUCGAAUCAAGGCCAAUCAGCGCUUGGGGGUUGAAGCUGCCGCAGCCGUCGAAGUUGAUAUUACUGCAUUGCUCCAAGGCAAGAGUUACGACCAUCUUGUAGCCCUGCAAAAGCAGGUCCAAGCGAAGUUAUCAAGUGGUGAACCAAUCGAUGUCGAUUACUGGGAAGGCUUAUUGAAGAAAUUGCUGGUGUGGAAAGCGAAGGCGAAAUUAAAGGCAUUGCAUGAAGUCGUCGUUCGCAACAGGCUCGAGCAGCUUCGUAAACGUCAACGUGACGAGGCUUUGCACGCGCAAGAGGAGCUAUUAGCAGGCGUUGCGAAGUCGGCUUUAAGAGGCGAGGCUCGCGGCAUCAUCCCUGCUGUGGUUGCUGCGGAACAAGAGGGCGGUCCUGCGGAAGAGGUUGAAGAGUAUGCUCGGUCUAUGAGUCCAACGUUGCUUGACAUCAGGAAGCUACCGUAUGAAGAGCGUGAGAUCGAUAUCGUGACGGCAUUGGAGGAUUUGCGCUCACUGUUAGAACAGCGUCGUUCAGUGGCGGGAUCUCGAUUCGUGGCGAAGACCACCGAAGCUCCAGUGGAAGUGCAAGAUACUGAGGCUCCCAGUGGCACCGAUCUCGCUUCAGAAGCACUCUACCGUGCAGAGGCCGAACGAGAACUUGACGAGGAAGAAGAGCUAUUCAAUGUGGAGGAGAACAUCGCUCAUCCUACCAGUUACAACUGGGAGGACAAGUAUCGUCCACGGAAGCCUCGUUAUUUCAACCGGGUUCAUACCGGUUAUGAGUGGAAUAAGUACAACCAAACCCACUACGAUACCGAUAAUCCCCCUCCGAAGGUUGUGCAAGGAUACAAGUUCAACAUAUUCUAUCCUGACCUCAUUGACAAAUCGAAAGCACCUACCUACAAAAUUGUCAAAGAACCCGGAAAUGAUGAGACCGUAUUGCUACACUUCACCGCCGGGCCCCCGUACGAGGACAUCGCCUUCAGGAUCGUCAAUCGUGAAUGGGAAUUUUCUCAUAAGCGUGGCUUCCGCAGUAGCUUUGACAGAGGCUGUUUAUCGCUUUGGUUCAAUUUCCGUCGCAAUUUCUAUCGCAAGUAG
This is a messenger RNA of Sparassis crispa, 2022 nucleotides long. RefSeq lists its product as uncharacterized. Gene Ontology annotation, cellular component: spliceosomal complex; cytoplasm. The transcript has 10 exons. The record is from RefSeq and is a predicted model, not a curated record. The coding region runs from base 1 to 2022 and encodes 673 amino acids. Gene Ontology annotation, biological process: mRNA cis splicing, via spliceosome. Lineage: Eukaryota; Fungi; Basidiomycota; Agaricomycetes; Polyporales; Sparassidaceae. Gene Ontology annotation, molecular function: protein binding.